Gymnodraco acuticeps is the source of this 4680-nucleotide messenger RNA. RefSeq names its product estrogen-related receptor beta (gene esrrb). Gene Ontology annotation, biological process: regulation of DNA-templated transcription. The transcript is spliced from 8 exons. Bases 362 to 1840 code for a protein of 492 amino acids. Gene Ontology annotation, cellular component: nucleus. Lineage: Eukaryota; Metazoa; Chordata; Actinopteri; Perciformes; Bathydraconidae. The record is from RefSeq and is a predicted model, not a curated record. Gene Ontology annotation, molecular function: steroid binding; nuclear steroid receptor activity; sequence-specific DNA binding.
CUCAUCCCGCUGCUGCCUGCGCUUCUCUCUCUGUCUCACCCCCCUUUACCUCUCCGUCUAUCUGUCCCUCCCCCUGCACACGCUCUCCCUCUCUCUCUUUCUGACACACACUUUCACUUACAUACACUCAGACACACUCUCUCUACAACACAUAUAUACAUAAUCACGCACUCACUCCACACACAUGCUCACGCACACACGCCGCUCCAACAUACCUGUGCAGGCUGGGGGGAGCGUGCUGGAGGGGGCUUUUCUGCAGCGUUGUCUCUGAGGGUGCUGUGCCAUCAUUUGGGGAAGAAGCGGGUCUCAAUUGUUUUCUCUUUCCUCUUCCUCUCAUUCCUGGAAUGCUAAAACUGGACUGAUGGACAUUUCAGAACUUUGCCUUCCCGACCCUCUCAGCUAUCAUAACCAGGCUUUGUUGUCCAAUUCAUUAGAGAGAUUCCUGAGUCCACUGGCCACGCUGGAGCCCUCUCAUUUCUGGCUGCUGAAUAGAAUGGCCGCUGAUGACCGGCACCUACCCUCCAGUUGUGGGUCCUACAUCAAGACGGAGCCAUCCAGUCCCUCCUCAGUCAUUGACACGGUCAGUCACCACAGCCCCAGCGGGAACUCAGACGCCAGUGGCGGCUAUGUCAGCACGAUGAACAGCCACUCCAACAGCCACUCCAACAGCCACUCCAACAGCCACUCCAACGGCCUGGACUCUCCACCUAUGUUCACCCCCGGCGGGCUCGGGGCAGGCACCUGCCGCAAGCGCUACGACGACUGCUCCAGCACCAUCAUGGAGGACUCGUCCAUAAAGUGCGAAUACAUGUUGAACUCCCUCCCCAAGAGGCUGUGCCUGGUCUGUGGAGAUAUAGCCUCGGGGUAUCACUAUGGGGUGGCCUCUUGUGAGGCCUGCAAAGCCUUUUUUAAAAGGACAAUACAAGGUAACAUAGAAUACAGCUGUCCUGCCACAAAUGAGUGUGAGAUCACAAAACGGAGACGCAAGUCAUGUCAGGCUUGUCGCUUCAUGAAAUGCCUCAAAGUGGGGAUGCUCAAAGAAGGUAAGAAGAGGGUUCGUCUGGACCGCGUGCGCGGGGGAAGACAGAAGUACAAGCGGAGGUUGGAUGCAGAAAACAACCCCUACCUGGGCUUGACGCUGCCCCCUCCCACCAAAAAGCCUCUCACAAAGAUAGUGUCUCACCUGUUGGUGGCGGAGCCAGAGAAGAUCUAUGCCAUGCCUGACCCCACCAUGCCGGAGAGCGACAUCAAGGCUCUGACCACGCUGUGCGACCUGGCUGACCGUGAGCUGGUGGUCAUCAUCGGCUGGGCCAAGCACAUCCCAGGCUUCUCCUCCCUCUCUCUGGGAGACCAGAUGAGUUUGCUGCAGAGCGCCUGGAUGGAGAUCCUCAUCCUCAGCAUCGUGUUCCGCUCGCUGCCGUACGAGGACGAGCUGGUGUACGCGGAGGACUACAUCAUGGACGAGGAGCACUCGCGGCUGACGGGGCUGCUCGACCUCUACGUCUCCAUCCUGCAGCUCGUGCGCAAAUACAAGAAGCUCAAAGUGGAGAAGGAGGAGUUUGUCACCCUCAAGGCAAUCGCUCUCGCCAACUCAGACUCCAUGCACAUAGAGGACAUGGAGGCGGUGCAGAAGCUGCAGGACGCCCUGCACGAGGCCCUGCAGGACUACGAGGGAGCCCAGCACCCGGAGGACCCUCGGCGGGCCGGCAAACUGCUCAUGACCCUCCCUCUGCUGCGGCAGACGGCCACCAAGGCGGUGCAGCACUUUUACAGCAUCAAAGUGCAGGGGAAGGUGCCCAUGCACAAACUGUUCCUGGAGAUGCUGGAGGCCAAGGUCUGAUCGGAGGCCAAGGUCUGAUCGGAGGGAGGCUGGUGUGCCACGGCGACAGCAGAGGGCUGCGUUAGCGAUACAGAAAGUGACUUGAACCAAGGCUGAGGGUCCCCAGGAGAAGGAGACCCCCACUGACUGUGCUCAGCAGCAGAGAGACUGACCUUCUCUCAUCCCUCCCCCUGGAACCCUGGGACACUAAAGAAAAAAAAUGCAAAACUUGGUUAUUAGUAUAAAUAUAAAAAUGAUGCAGAUUAAUUUAAAAUAUAUAAGAAAUACUAUGUACAGUAAUACUUUUUGUUGGUUUUUGUUAAUUGUCAGUGGUCAUGCUGUAUAUGAUGAAGGACCCCUCUGCCCCUCAGCAUCUUCAGAAUAAGUAGUUGCCAGUUCUUGAGAACAAGAAGGUUUUCUUUCCGGAGAACUAAAAGUUCCUUAAGUUGAUCUGAAGACAGCGGAGGUGUCAACAACCAUAAACAGACUCACUUGUCUCAGUUGUGAUUUCUUUUCCUGGACUUGACCAGGACGUGUAUAUAUUUAUUAAUGGAAGACUGAGUGUACAGUUUAAAGUCUGGUGAACUUGGUUGCCAUUUUCUCUAGUUCUCCUGGGAUUAAAAAAAAGAAUUAAAAUGGUUACCUAAAUGUGAACUCUUAUCAGUUUAAAUGUCCUUGGAUAUACCUCUCCAGAGCCGUGUGAUCUGUGUGGAUCUGUCUCAUACUGGAAGACUUGCUGGUCCCAUGUUUAACCUAACUAGCAUAGGCAGGUACAAUUAGUCGUCUUAUUCUGUAUUAACUCAGCAAUAAAGGGAGCUGUGGAGAAGUCAGGCUUAACCUCCUAUCUUUCAUGUGUUCACGUGCUUUUCAAUGCUGCUGUUCCUAUACCAUGCCUGUGUAUCUCAGUCCCACCAGUGGGACACACCGCUGCACACUAGUGUUCCUCCUACCCUUGUAGCGGCUUGUGUCACGUAACCCAUUGAACCCCAAAUUUGGUCAUUGUUUAAGCCCAUGGAAAUUGCCACUUGGCAUGCAAAUAGAUGACCUGAUUCGGGCUAGGUGAAAGAUGAUCAGCGUGUUUGGUGUGGCAGUAUCAAAGGAUUUAUGCCGACUGGCAGAAGUCCAGGAGAUUCCUUGUUCAAACAAUCAGAGGCCCAUAUGUCAACCGCUCUAUUUUGGGCCCCUUUAAGCCCGUGGCAGAGUCAUCCCACACACAAGGAGCAAGGUGCCCAGCAUCUGCUCUCACCAUUUUAGACACCUCUCGUCUUUUAAUAGCUGUGCCAGCAUUUAUAGAGCUCCGACCAAACAGAGGUAAAUGGCAGGUGCAGAGCGGGAGUGGUGGCAUUUCACACUGGGUUUAUUUUUAACCCCAGCGGGAGGUUGUUGUCUGCGCGGCCGUACUGUAGACACACUUCUUCUUGACCUCAUGUUGACACACCAGCCAGUGCAGAGUAACACUCCUCCACCCGGCCAAGAGGCAGGCAGGCAUCUGCGAGGAGACGUCCGGAUGCCUGAGCACGCACAUGUGAAUAGCUAUGCAAGAAAACAAAGUGUCAGCACGCUCCUAAGGGUAACAGCAACCCAACAGUGUGUCAGUACAAGGUGUGAUCCGCGGUGGGGGGGAGAUCUGGGCCUCCCUUCUCCCUGUGUUUAGUCCGUUCCACUGGGUGUGAGUAAUGCUGGAGUCCAGUCCAGCAGGGCCAUGCCUCUCGUCUCAAUAUGAGAGAGAAUGUGCUGGAGGUGAAUGCUUAUACUACUGAAGGAUUUUAUGUGAUAAAUUGUGGCACUGUCACAAUAAUAUGAUACUGUGAUCAAAGGAAUCCCUGACAUUGCAGUAGGGUAGAGUUGCCGCCAUGCUUGGGAUAUCAAUGGCCAGCACUGAUCUAGUGGCCGGCAUUCCUUUUAUAUAGCAGCCUGAUUGGCCACGUAAUGCAGGAAGAAGAUCCACUCCAGCACCCAAUCACCCCAACUUGAACCAGCUGCCGUCCAGCUCAAAAGCUCCACAGUAGAGGGUGGCAAUAUAACCUGAUUUUACUGUUGUGCAAUGCAACAGGGACCAAUUCUGACUGGAACCAUGCUAAAAGCAUGCUUUUACUUGGACUUGGCAGAAUCUGUUGCUUAUUAAGUGACAUAUUCUAAAUCCCUCGGAUCAGAAACAUGUAAACUGUACAGCAGAAUAACUAUAUUUGAUUUGCUCCACUGAUAAAAUACUUUUGUGCUUGUUUCAAUAAAAGUGCAAUAUAAAUGAAAACUUUUGCAGAAAAUCUUUACAACUAGAAUUUUGUAGUGGCCCAAGAUGAUCAGCCAAAAGAAUAAUUUUAACGGGAGUUCUCUCAUCUCCCUUUCUUUCUUUUUACCUUGCAAUAUGGCACUGCGUUAAGUAAAAAAAGAACAUGUCUUACAUUACAAACUGUGUCUAAGUGUGUAAAUAUAUCAGCGUCAGUACAGUAGGUUGCCGAAAUACCAUUGAAAAUAAAGUAUGCAGCGCUCCGCUGACUACUACCUCAUUAUCAUAUUGUCAAUAUUUCUCUGAUUCAACACUCACACGUCUGUGACAUAACUGAGCCACCCGUUUCCAUCCAAAACCUGUUCCCCUCAGUGCUCCUGCCAAAAUAUUUGUAAUGUAUAUUUACUGAUCUUCUUUUCCCACUCAUUCUUCAUAGAUCUGUUUGUAAAGGUAAAGCAUGCUUCACGUUGACCACACAACUUGGCCAUCAGUGGGUUUGACACCCAUGUUGGCUACUAAGCGGGUAUGUGUUUUUAUGUGUCAGAAUUGGUCCCUUGAUGACAAAUUGCAGACAGGGGCAGGGGACUGAUUUCCUGCUUCUGUGCUUUGAGUAUUUAUGGUGUGAAAUAUAUAA